Messenger RNA from Amaranthus tricolor (Joseph's coat), 2065 nucleotides. Its product is annotated as stomatal closure-related actin-binding protein 3-like. Gene Ontology annotation, molecular function: actin binding. The record is from RefSeq and is a predicted model, not a curated record. Gene Ontology annotation, biological process: regulation of stomatal movement; actin filament organization. The transcript is spliced from 13 exons. NCBI's taxonomy places the organism in Eukaryota, Viridiplantae, Streptophyta, Magnoliopsida, Caryophyllales, Amaranthaceae. The coding region runs from base 280 to 1749 and encodes 489 amino acids.
CUUGUACAAAACCAUCAAUUACACCCUUUUUCUUUUUCCUCUUCUUCACUUUUGCUUUCUAAAAAGCAUUACAUUACAACUACAUUAUAGACUUUAUACUACUAAUUCUAUCAAAUAUCAAUACAUCAUCCUUCUUCUUCCACCCCCUUUGUUGGGUUCUUCACCUUUUUUUGAUCCAUAUUAAUUUAUUAAUAUUUUCCAUUUAAUUUAGCAAAUAAUCCAUACAUAUAUGAUCUUCCUACAUUGUUAAACUAAUUAACUGCAAAACCCUAAUUUACAAUGACUAGGGUGAGUCCUGAGCUUGAUUAUGAGUUGCAUAGUGAUUCGGUUCUAUCAGUUUCGGUUGAUGUUAGCUUUCCUGCAAAUGGUUUUCCGAAGUAUAAAAUUGGACCCAAUAAUGAAAUUGUAGAAGAGCCAAAGCGUAAUCCGGAUUCUCCGCCUCUUAAGGAGGUUGUAGUACAAGAAACUCAGCAGUUAGCCGAGCAACACAAACGUCUUUCCGUUAGAGAUCUUGCAACUAAAUUUGAUAAGAAUUUGUCUGCAGCUGCUAAACUAUCAGAUGAGGCGAAGCUUAGGGAUAAACCUUCUUUGGAAGGACAUGUUCUUUUGAAAAAACUAAGAGAUGCUUUGGAGUUGAUGAAAGGAUGCAUGACUGGUAUAAAUAAGGAGGAAGUUGAGCAAGCUAUAUCGUUGGUGGAGCUUUUGGCGGUUAAGUUGACACAGCAAGAAGGAGAAUUUAUUCAAGAGAAGUUUGAAGUGAAGAAACUAGCAAAUUUUCUUAAGCAGGCUUCAGAUGAUGCUAAAAGAUUGGUAAGCCAGGAAAGAUCCUUCGCUUGUGCUGAAAUCGAGAGUGCUAGAGCUGUAGUACAAAGGUUUGGUGAGGCUCUUGAAGAAGAAGAAAAGCUAGCUCAAAAUUCAGGAAAGCAGGAUGUAGAGAAAUUGGUGGAGGAGGUUCAGGAAGCUAGACGAAUCAAAAUGAUGCAUCAACCAUGCAAGGUGAUGGACAUGGAACAUGAGCUUCGAGCUCUUAGACUUCAACUACGAGAGAAAUCCAUAUUUUCUGCUAAGCUUCAAAAAGAGCUGGCAAUGAGCAAGAGAGCAGAAGAAAGUAGACUGUGUGUGUACCAGCUGGAAGGUGCUCAAACCUUAGGUUCAUGUAUUAGGAUCCGACCUCGUGCUAAUAAUGCUCCCGAUCUUUCAAAAUGUUCAAUUCAAUGGUACCGUGUAUCGUCUGAGAGUGAGCAUAAAGAAACCAUGGCAGGUGCCAAUAAACCAAUCUACGCGCCUGAACCUUUAGACGUGGGCAAAAUUUUGCGAGCUGAUAUCGUUUCUGAUACUCAGACAAUUUCUGUGACAACAGUUUCCGCCAUUGAUCCUGCCCCUGGAUUGACGAGCUAUGUGCAAUCACUUCAGCGGAAGUCCAAUGCUGAUUUUCAUGUGGUGAUAUCCCAGAUGAACGGACAAGAUUAUCCGUCACAUUCUGUUCACAUAUUUAAUGUGGGAAAAUCGAGACUAAAACUCAGUCGAGGGUGGAUAAAUAAGACUAGGGAGUCUUAUUCUACCGCAAUGCAGUUAUGUGGUGUAAGAGGAGGCGGUAAUGCAGCUUCGAAAUCAUUGUUUUGGCAAGCAAGGAAGGGAGUUUCCUACGUUUUGACAUUCGAAACAGAACGAGACAGAAACGCUGCCAUUAUACUCGCUAGAAAACACGCCCUUGAUUCCCAUGUUGAACUUGCUGGACCUAACGAGUGAUGACAGAACCCGAAUCAAAUCCUAACUGAAUUUACGCGAUCUUAACCUGAUUUUUGUUCCCCUUGAUUUUUUAUUUGUUAUGAAUUUCUUUGUGUGAUAAUUUUUUGUUGUAUAUUUGUGUGGUUUUAGAUGAAAUAUAUAGAAGAAUGGCUUGUAUUGGUUCUACUAAUCUGGUUGCAAUCAUAAUUUAGGCAGUUUUUUUUUUAUUUGCCUAAUUUCUGGUUGUAACUUUUCUAUUACGAGAUAAUUUAGUCGAGAUAUGAUCAUGAAAUUUGCUGAAAAAUAGCCAGAAUUGCAUGAUUUUGAUUCUCUUAUC